UCUCAAGUUGCAGCGCAAGUUCGCUGGUGGCCGGCGGCGGGGCGGGCGCCCGCAGACUCGUCGCCUCGGCCAGCCGGGCCCCCCGGGGUGCAUGGGCGCGGGCCCGGGGUCUCAGGGGCCUGGCCGCUUGUGCGCCCCGCGCCAUGGAGGGCGCCGAGCCCCGUGCGCGGCCCGAGCGCCUGGCCGAGGCCGAGGGGCGCACGGCCGACGGCGGGCGCCUGGUGGAGGUGCAGCUGAACGGCGGCGCCCCGUGGGGCUUCACCCUGAAGGGCGGCCGCGAGCACGGCGAGCCGCUGGUCAUCACCAAGGUUGAAGAAGGAAGCAAAGCUGCAGCGGCGGACAAGUUACUGGCGGGAGACGAGAUCGUGGGCAUCAAUGACAUCGGCCUCUCGGGGUUCAGACAGGAAGCGAUUUGCCUGGUGAAGGGGUCCCACAAGACCCUGAAGCUGGUGGUAAAAAGGAGGAACGAGCUGAGCUGGAGGCCCCACUCCUGGCACGCCACCAAGUUCUCCGACAGCCACCCCGAGACGCCCACCUGCCAGCUGCCCUCCGCCGGCGCCUGCCCGUCCUGGCACGGCCGACAUCACGCCAGCGCCUCCUCCCAGGACCUGUCGGGUGUGUGGGAGCCGACGAGCCUGCAGCGCACCUCGGACCACUUCAGCUCUCUGGGCAGCGUGGACAGCCUGGACCAGCCCUCCCAGCCCUCCCCCUCCGGCCGCCUCUCGGCCGCCAAGUCCAGCGGCAGCAUCGACCACCUGGGCGGCCCGAGCAAGCGGGACUCGGCGUACGGCUCAUUCUGCACCAGCUCCAGCACGCCCGACCACACCCUGCCCAAGGCCGAUGCCUCCUCCACGGACAACAUCCUCUACAAAGUGGGCCUGUGGGAGGCGUCGCGGCCAGGUGGCCGGCAGGACCCCCAGGGCCUAGAGGAGAGGCCCGGAGGCUUCCCCGCUAGGGGCGCCCAGGACAGCAGCAGGAGCCCCCGGCCAGAGGACGCGCCCGAGCCCAAGCUGGCCACGUCGGGGCGGUCCAGCUUUGGGCCCAUCUGGCACGUUCCCGAUAAGAAGAGGGCACCUCCUUCCCCCCCGCCGCCGCCGCCCCCUCUGCGCAGUGACAGCUUCGCCGCCACCAAGAGCCACGAGAAGGCCCAGGGUCCUCCAUUCCCCGAGGCGGCCACCGCGCAGCACUUUCCUGGCCUGAGCCGGGCUCAGUCCCAGGGCGACUGGAGGGCAGAGCCUGCCGAUCCGCAGCGGAAGCUGGCACGCCCUGGUGAGCGGAGGCGGCCGGAGAGCUCGGGCUGUGCUGCGGACGCCCCCCUGGACUGCGGGUGGCCGUCCAACCCUGGCGCCCCCAGCCGGCUCCACGCCUCUCUGUCCAGCACCGACGUGCGUUUUCCGCCGUCUGCCCACGCGUGCCAGCACCCGCGCCAGUGCAGCGACGAGAGUCCCUUCCUCCACGAGGGCCUCAGGGCCACUGUGGUGCCCAGGGGGCAGCCGCGUGGCACCCUCGCUGGGGCCCCGCAGGAGCCCCCCGCCCACAGCUUCCAGGACGCCAGCCCCACCCCGGCCAGGCAGCCCAGUGCUGCCGACCGGAAGGGGGACAGCGCUGGGCAGAGCCACCACCACUCCGUGGCCACCAGACAGGGCCCCCAGGGAGGCGCACAGGCGGCUAAGCCCCGGGACGGCUCCUGGCGCUGCAGCUCGCCUCUGGGGGCCCAUGCUCGUCCUGCCACACACGCGGCGGGCCAGAAGCCACGCUGUCACCCCCCUCAGCACCAGGAGUCCCUGGACGCCCACAAGGGGGAGCGGGGCGACCCAGGGGACAGAGGAGUGGAGGAGCAGAGAGCCCGCCACGGCGACAGAGCCGGCGUGCAGAGAGUCGCCGCCGGGGAGAGCGGCCAGAUCUCGGCCCACGGGACGCCCCUGCUGCACUCGCUGACCCGGGAGGGGCCCCGGCCCGAGGGCGGCCUGGAGGGCGGCAGGGAGAGGCCAGCGCCCUUCGAUGCCCAGGUGGGCAAAGCCGCCCGGCGGAGCGACCGCUUCUCCACCACCCUCCGCAACGAGAUCCAGCUGCGGCGCGCCCGGCUGCAGAAGAGCCAGAGCUCCGUGGCGCUGGCGGCGCCCGAGGCCGCUGGGGAGGCCGGCAGCUGGCGGGGGGCUCUGGGGGGGCCUGCCCCGGGAGCUCCAUUGCUGGGCACCUACAAGGACCACCUGAAGGAGGCCCAGGCCCGCGUCCUGCGGGCCACGUCAUUUAAGCGCCGCGACUUGGACCCCAGCCCAGCGGACCGUUACGCCGGGUCCCGGGAACCCAGGGCCGGGGACCACCGCCCAGAUCUCAGUGCCGCCCCCCAGGGGGUGGGCCCGGCCAGGCCACCCUCGUCCGGAGGGGGCCCGUCCCACGUGGCCCGCAUUGGGGGCCGGAAGCGGUUCACGGUGGAGCAGAAACUGAAGUCGUACUCGGAGCCGGAGAAGAUGAACGAGGUGGGGCUCUCGGGGGAUCACCGCCCCCGCCCGCACCCCGAGGACACCGUGGGGACGUUCGCCGACAGGUGGAAGUUUUUCGAGGAGACCAGCAGGCUGGUUCCGCAGAGGCCCAGGUCAAGGCCGGCGCUCCCUGGGGUCCCGAAGGAGAAGCUGGACAGGCCGCGGGCCGCGGGCCUCGGGGACCAGGGCGCCAAGCCUCCGCCCCAGGACAGGGCCCGCACCCCCUCCUUUGGAGAAAACGCCGACGGUCCCAGGAAAGCAGGGAGGACGGGGAAGUCGGAACCGCCCCAGAGGCUCGGGACCUUUGCAGAGUAUCAAGCCUCUUGGAGGAAGCAGAGCAAAGGCCCGGAAGCCAGGGGCUCGGGGAGGUACCACUCGGCCGACGACAUCCUGGACGUGGGCCUGGACCAACAGGAGAGGCUGCAGUAUGUUCACGAGAGGUCACGGUCAUCGCCCUCCACAGACCUCUACAAACAGGAGGCGCCCAUCGAGCCGAGGCGACAAGCGGAGGACCCUGGCGAGCACAGAGAACAUCCCUCCACAGUCCUGGCCGAGGAUGGGGGUCCCGCCCCGAGACAAGCAGAUGCCCAGUGUCCGGAAGACGGUCCAGGAGCACAUCGGGGCCUGCAGCACCCGGCCCAGGGGUCUGAGCCAUCCCACGCCCCGGAAGCCCCAGAGGUGCCCCAGGAGGGCCGAGGCAGGGCAGGGACCCUCCCCCGUGAUUACAGAUACUCCGAGGACCACGCACCUGCCGUCCCACUGCCGCCGCCAGGCCCAGGGUCACAGGCGCAGAGCGGCCUCUCCGCCCCGCACGCCGGGGGGCAGGACCCUCGGCCUGUGAGUGCCGCGCUCGCCAAGAGACCUGCCCCGCAGAGGCCGCCACCGCCCAAGCGGGAGCCCAGGCCUUUCAGGGGACCAGCCAGUGCCACCCCUGUGGGCACCCCUGCGGGCAAUCACCUGGCUGUGCCCAGCAGGCCCCUUCCCCCGCCGCCAUCUCCCGCACACAGCCCCUGUGCCUUGGCGGAGAAGCCAAGCGGUGCCCAGCCCGCAGACGGCCCCAAGGCCCCCGGGGAGCAGGACAGGCAGCGUGUAGAUGAGCACCCAGCCUGUCCGAAGCGAGAAGCCCUGCUGCCUUCCAAGUUCCGGCCCUUGCAGACAUCCGCCAUGGAGACCUCGCGCUCCCCUUCUCCUCAGUUCGCCCCCCAGAAGCUGACGGACAAGCCCCCCCUGCUCAUCCAGGAUGACAGCUCAACAAGAAUCGAGCGGGUGAUCGACAACACCACGGUGAAGAUGGUGCCCAUCAAGAUCGUGCACUCGGAGAGCCAGCCCGAGAGGGAGAGCCGCCAGGGCCUGGCCCGUGCUGCCGAGCCGCCCGCGCUGCCCAGCGGGCUGGAGAGAGACCAGAUCAAGACGCUGAGCACGUCGGAGCAGUCCUACUCCCGCUUCUGCCUGUACAGCCGCCCAGGCACCGAGCCCCAGCCCCGGGCCCAGCCCCCCGCCGCCCCCGACGGCCGGGCCUCCCCACCUGCGCUCAGCUACGGGAAGGCCAGGGAGAGGACCGCCGAGGACCUGAAGUCGGAGGAGCUGGCACGGGAGAUCGUGUGCAAGGACAGGUCCCUGGCGGACAUCCUGGACCCCAGCGUGAAGGUCAGGACCACCAUGGACCUGAUGGAGGGCAUCUUCCCCAAGGAUCAGCAGCUCUUGGAGGAAGCGCAGCAGCGCCGGAAGCUGCUGCCCAAGGUCCCCUCUCCCAGGGCCGCGGAGGACAAGAGAGAGGAGCCCAGCGUGCCUUCAGCCGUGUCCCUGGCCACCAAUUCCGCGUACUACAGCACAUCGGCCCCCAAGGCGGAGCUGCUGAUUAAGAUGAAGGACCUGCAGGAGCAGCAGGAGCCCGAGGAGGACUCGGGGAGUGACCUGGACCACGACCUAUCUGUGAAGAAGCAGGAGCUCAUCGACAGCAUCGGCCGCAAGCUGCAGGUGCUGCGGGGUGCGCGGGAGAGCCUGCUGGAGGACAUCCAGGCCAACAGCGCCCUUGGGGACGAGGUGGAGGCCAUCGUCAAGGACGUGUGCAAGCCGAACGAGUUCGACAAGUUCCGCAUGUUCAUCGGGGACCUGGACAAGGUGGUGAACCUCCUGCUGUCCCUGUCGGGGCGCCUGGCCCGCGUGGAAAACGCCCUCAACAACUUGGAUGACAGCGCUUCUCCUGGCGAUCGGCAAUCGCUGCUGGAGAAGCAGCGGGUCCUCGUUCAGCAGCACGAGGACGCCAAGGAGCUCAAGGAGAACCUGGACCGCCGGGAGCGCGUGGUGUUCGACAUCCUGGCCAGCUACCUGGGCGACGAGAGCCUGGCCGACUACGAGUACUUCGUCAAGAUGAAGUCGGCCCUCAUCAUCGAGCAGCGGGAGCUGGAGGACAAGAUCCACCUGGGCGAGGAGCAGCUCAAGUGCCUGGUGGACAGCCUGCAGCCCGAGAGGAGCAAAUGAGCGGCCUUCUGGGGGUGGAGCCGGCCUGCGCCCCUCCCCCGGCAGCGGGCCCCAGCCUGGAUGGAUGUCCCGUAGUGAGAGCCCUCUCGUAGUGGCGUGGCUGUUAGAAAAGCGAUAACUCGUGUUUGUCUGGGGUGAUGCAUUGGGCGUCUAGUUUCCCUGUGGAUGCUGAGCAGAGCGGCUCUCCGUGGGGUGUUGUCCUUUACAAGGAGCCCCACGGGGCACGGGCCCUGCUGGCUGGCGAGCUUCUGCCACGGAGACCACAGGCUCUGUCCCGUGCUGCACGCGAGGGCCCCUUGGCGGCGGUCGCUCUGGCUCCCUGUGUCUUCCGCUGCCAAACCAGCCGCUUGGGCAGCGCUCAGCGAGUCCCCAGAGUGCACAGGCGGGGCCACCUGGCGCACGUUUUCUCCUUUGAUCCACGAGGGGUGUGGCCUGCCAUGUUUUAUGCGUGUCCGUCCCAUGCUGUUAGCGUUCACUGUCUCAUGUAUUGUGCUCUCUGACCCAGCACAAACCUGUGAUGAUGAUGAAGACGGUGAUAAUUUAUUAACAUAGUAGUUUCCAAGUGGUUAGAAACCAACUGUGAAAUGCAUAGCCUGUGUGUUGGGUCGCUCAUUCUAAAAGCGCCACUUGAGUCGUGUGCAUGCCUUCAAACCCCGCACCAAGCGGACAGCUUCAGUCCGUCCCACCCAGCGGCGCGGGUCAGGCGUGUUCCCGCAACGUGAAACGCCUGGUAAAAGGUGUGUGCGGUAGUCCUGUGCUUGCUAGGUGUUUCCCGAGACCAGUGGAUCGUUCCUAAAUUACUCUCUCCCCAAAGCAUUUGUGUCGUGCCCAUAUGCUCAGUAAUGGUAAUUGGCCACUUUUCUCUUUUUGCCUCUUUCAACCUGUCAGCAUGCCCUAAAGGCCCAUUCCGUUUCCUAAAAGCCCGCCUCCGGACUUCCGGGGGUCCCUCUGCAACUUUGCCACAGAGUUGACGGAUCCCGGGCCCUUUUUAUUGGUUGACAUUGCAAGAUUCUGAAGAGUCUAUUCACUUAAAAAACAAACACUGUCAUGGUGGCAAUUUGCAGUUGACAAGUCAGGCUGGGAGAAAUGGUCUGCAAAUCACAUUUGUGACAAAGGAAUCAUCUCCAGAAUAUAUAAAGAAUUCUGUACAACUCAACCGCAAGAAAACCAACAGCCCAGCUGAAACAGGGGCAAAAGGUUUCACCAAAGAGGACAUAUGCAUGGCAAGUAAGUGUAGGAGAAAGAUGGUCAACCGCCAAUGGCUGGGUGGUAACUUAUUUUUACCUAAAUCACUGUGGAGCCGGUAUGUUUCUUCUCAGAUGCUCAGCUGAUGUAGCGCGUGCUUAAUGGUGGGGAACCCCUUGGAUGAGUUCAUGUCAGGGUAGCAUGGACACUUGUUGGAUGGAGGGGUUAUUUGAAUCCCGUUUCCCCUUAUUCCCUAUACAAGAAGUUUUCCAGCGGGUGGUGAGACCUCUCUGUCAGCAGUGACUGCCACCUAACCAAACCACACACCCACCAGUGUCUUAGGACCACGGUCCACGCUUCCUAAGACAGAGGCGGCGAGCCAGGCUCCCGGGCCGCGGUAGAGGGUCCGCAUGGGCCGCUUCAGGCGCGCAGGCGUCACCGCUCCUUUUGGCCACUUUCCAGGCGUGUUCACUGCUGUUAGUUAAGCUGUGACGUGGGAAUCCUAGCACUUGUGGUGAAAAGUGGCCACGUCAGAGAAGGUCCGGCUGGCUGCUCGCGGACACCCGUGGUCCUCCCUCGGGGGGACCACGGCCAUUCCGUGUGUUUGCUUUUUAAUUUAGACAAAGCUUUUACUUGUGAUGCUUGCCCCUCCGAUACAGUGUUGUGGCCGUUGUGAUGCUAUGUACGUAAAUGUGAAUCUAGAAAGUGUUGUGUCUGUGCCGGCCUUUUGAUGUCUUUGAGGACUUCCUUCUCCGUGGGAAUAUGUAGUGCAAUUCCCCUUUUAGCGAAGCCCCUGUGCCCACACCGUCCUGUCCAGUCCCCGCCUGCCUCUUCAGUGUCUGCUUGGCGGGACCCAAAGAUCCAGUAGUCCGUGUACAUACCUUUGUAUAUAGUGACAUCAGGGCAGAUAAUAACAGUCUGGUGCUAACGUCUGCCCUCUGCGCGGGUGGUGGCUGUUCCGGACGCUCUGGGAAGCUCAGCCGUGGAAUCCCCUGAAUCGCGCGACUUCAGCCAGGCCAUCGCCUGCAGUUCACUGUGGAAAUGUGUGCGGAUUCAUGCUCAAAGCUGACCACUUACCUCUCAACAGAUCAUCCUGCCUGACUUUGAUGAAAUAAAAUAGUGUCUUUGAGUGCA
This is a messenger RNA of Myotis daubentonii (Daubenton's bat), 7283 nucleotides long. RefSeq names its product shroom family member 2 (gene SHROOM2). Gene Ontology annotation, cellular component: apical junction complex; apical plasma membrane; cortical actin cytoskeleton. Gene Ontology annotation, molecular function: actin filament binding. Gene Ontology annotation, biological process: actin filament organization. The record is from RefSeq and is a predicted model, not a curated record. NCBI's taxonomy places the organism in Eukaryota, Metazoa, Chordata, Mammalia, Chiroptera, Vespertilionidae.